CCAUUUAAGCCAGAACUAAACUCCUCCCCCUUCAUAAAUUCCCGCCCUCACUCCUCCCCAUGCCAGUCUUCCGCCCACUGGCACUGACUUUCCCGGCCUGAGCACGGACACAACACUUGCUGCGGUGGAGGAGGCGACGGGUCACGGGAGAGACGGGGACCGGCAGUGAGGUGAGCGCUGUGCCCGGGGUAUGAGAGACGCCUGCAGCCGCCAUACAAGGUGUGUGGGUGACCUGCUUUCCGCUCAGGUAACUUAAGGAGCUGGAGUCCCACUAAGAAUAGAAGACAGGGCUGUGGAAAGAGACGGGAAAGGCUCCUUGUUCCCUGAUCUAGCCAACUAAAGAUAUAGUUUCUUCUUAAGCUUCUGAAUGGUUCAAAGAAACGAUUUUCAUUUUAUGGAUAGAAGUUUUUAUCCAUUUAAUGAUGAGUCUCACAGGAGAGAGACCACAUCUGUGUUCUGAGUGUGACAGAAGCUUUACAUAUAAAUCACAGCUUCUCAUACAUCAGAGGAGUCACACAGGAGAGAAACCACAUCUGUGCUCUGUGUGUGACAGAAGCUUUAAAAGUAAAUCAUAUCUUCUCAUACAUCAGAGGAGUCACACAGGAGAGAAACCACAUCUGUGCUCUGAGUGUGACAGAAGCUUUACACAUAAAUCAAAACUUAUCAUACAUCAGAGGAGUCACACAGGAGAGAAACCAUUUGAAUGUUCUGAAUGUAGCAAGUGUUUUUCCCAGAAGUCAUAUCUUCUCAUACAUCAGAAGAGUCACACAGGAGAGAAACCACAUCUGUGCUCUGAGUGUGACAGAAGCUUUACACAUAAAUCAAAACUUAUCAUACAUCAGAGGAGUCACACAGGAGAGAAACCAUUUGAAUGUUCUGAAUGCAGCAAGUGUUUUUCCCAGAAGUCACUUCUUAUACAUCAGAGGAGUCACACAGAAGAGAAACCAUUUAUUUGUUCUGAAUGCAGCAAGUGUUUCUUCCAGAAGUCACAUCUUGUUAUACAUCAGAGGAUUCACACAGGAGAGAAACCACAUCUGUGCUCUGAGUGUGACAGAAGCUUUACAUGUAAAUCACAUCUUACCAAACAUCAGAGGAGUCACACAGGAGAGAAACCACAUAUGUGCUCUGAGUGUGACAGAAGCUUUACAUGUAAAUCACAUCUUAUCAGACAUCAGAUGAGUCACACAGGAGAGAAACCAUUUGAAUGUUCUGAAUGCAGCAUGUGUUUUCCCCAGAAGGCACCGCUUGUUAUACAUCAGAGAGUUCACACAGGAGAGAAACCAUUUGAAUGUUCUGAAUGCAGCAAGUGUUUUUCCCUGAAGUCAGAGCUUGUUAUACAUCAGAGGAGUCACACAGGAGAAAACCCAAUUAUAUGUUCUGAAUGCAGCAAAUGUUUUACCAGAAAGUCAUAUCUUGUUAUACAUCAGAUGAUUCACACAGGAGAGAAACCAUUUAAAUGUUCUGAAUGUAGCAAGUGUUUUUCCCAUAAGUCAUUUCUUAUUCGACAUCAGAGGAGUCACACAGGAGAGAAAUAAUUUAUAUGUUCUGAGUGCAGCAAAUGUUUUUCCCAUAAGUCAUAUCUUGUUAUACAUCAGAGGAGUCACACAGGAGAGAAACCAUUUACAUGUUCUGAAUGUAGCAAGUGUUUUACUAGAAAGAAAACACUCAGUAAUCACAUGCGGAGUCACUCUGAGGGCCUGAAUGCAGCUUGUGUAUCAUAAGUAAUGUAACUUAUCACAACUGUAUGAAUUCAAUGGAACCAAUAUCUAUUUUCUGAAUGUGACAAGUGUUUUAUAUAAAUCAGUCUUGAUAAAGACAGGAGAGGUCUGACAAGUGGACCUGGAGGUACUUUUCCCCUUGGGAAGGUCUCUGUGUUAGGAACUAGAGCUGCAGUAUAACAAUAGCCAAUGACCGUGGGACUGCCAUUCCUGAGCUCUGUAAUAUACAGCUGUUCUGCUCAUGCAGGUGCUGGGACUAGUAGAGUGUUCCAGCAGCUCCUCUCAGUACUGGGAUUCCUUCUUUGACCAGCAGGGCUAUGAGUGCUGGGUAUUUCUACAGGAACAAUGUAUGCUGCUCUGUUUCACCGUAUGGGUUAUUGUACGGGGUGUUAUUUUUAACCACUUUUUAGAUGCCAUUUUGUCCAUGUUUAACUCCAUUUUGUAUAUGUAUGACCUCAUUGCUUUAUAUACUGUACAUACUUUUUAUUAGGAUUAGUGCUUUGCAGACAUAUAGGCACCAGUUAGAAAUAUAGUGUCACGUUAAGUUACAAGUUUUCUUUCACCUUUGACAUAGUGUGAAAGACAUAGUGAGUGGGAAGUGUAUACAGCU
Molecule: messenger RNA, 2328 nt
Organism: Pseudophryne corroboree (corroboree frog)
Lineage: Eukaryota; Metazoa; Chordata; Amphibia; Anura; Myobatrachidae
Product: zinc finger protein 182-like
Exons: 2
Coding region: 420-1535 (371 amino acids)
Biological process (GO): regulation of transcription by RNA polymerase II
Cellular component (GO): nucleoplasm
Molecular function (GO): DNA-binding transcription repressor activity, RNA polymerase II-specific; RNA polymerase II cis-regulatory region sequence-specific DNA binding
Source: RefSeq, a predicted model, not a curated record